CCUGUGGAGAUGUAAUCCACCGGAAGUGAUGUAGCUGGAUUAGUGCGCAGGAGCAUCCCGGGGACUUGCGCAAUAUUCGCAGGUCAGGGUUGGUGUCUCAAGCGUUACCUUGUCGUGAUGUGUUUACUGCGAAGCUGAACCGGCCCCCUUGUACGAUGUGCACAACAAUAUGCAGCUCCUGUUUUAAGGAUUUUCCAAAGCGUCUGCAGACCGACUUGGCAUUAUGUCCCUGCAUUCGUCUUUAAUUGGAAACACUGCACUCUGGAUUGCGUUAACUGCGGUGUUAAGUAGAAAGACUAAAAUGGACAUAUGUCUUGAAGUAUAAUGAAGGCGAUCAAUCGGGGUAUAGAGAGAACAUUAUAGAAACCAAACACAAUGGAUUAUCGACGGAAAAGGAAGCUGACAUUCGUCACCAUCGGGCUCAUAUUUCUUCUAAGCGGUGUGGAAUAUGCUGUAAUCUUGCCCACAAUAUGGAGGUACUUGCAGAGUUUAGAUGCAGCGCCUUACUUUCUGGGUUUGGCCCUGUCAGCGUUCAGCCUGAGUGGCCUCCUGUCAGGGCCGCUGUUUGGCCACUGGUCUGACCGAACAAGGACCACCAAGAAGAUCAUCUUGUUUGCCAACCUGUUUGAGAUAAUUGGUAAUUUCAUGUACUUUAUGGGCUUCUCCAAGUGGCUCUUACUGUCAAGCAGGCUGGUGGCAGGCAUUGGCACAGGUGCUGGCUCAUCUAUCUUUGGCCUCCUGACCAGGAGCACUGCCCCAGAGGACCGUGCCACCGUAUUUGCCGCUGUCAUGGCAUGCCGGCAAGCUGGUCUUCUGAUUGGUCCAGCAUUUAACAUCUUCUUGAGGCUGUGUGAUUUUCACCUGGGUCCUUUUGUGGUCAAUAAAUAUACUGCACCAGGGUUGUUCAUGUGCCUGCUGUGGAUUCUCCUUCAGCUGGCGGUGGUCUUCAUGUUCUGGGACCUGCCACCUCCAGAGAAGGGGAAGGCCAAGGAGGAUUUGAGAAGCCAGAGCAGGGAAGUGGAGAAUGAGCAAGGGCUUGGGGAAGAGGUCAAUGAUGAGGAAAAGCCUCUAAUGGGGUCCCAGGAGCUGGUGGGGUCCUACGGCUCAGUGGUGAUAUCCAACCCGCCUACACCCCACACCCCUGCUGCCUCAAAUGCCACGCUGAAUCACAUCUCUCCACCUCCCUCUCCCGUGCCACCAGACUCCCAUGACUCUUCCAGCCCCUGUAAGAGUUUCUGCAUAUCCCGAGAGUUCCUGAGAGAAGAAGUGGUUGUGCUGCUCGCUGCUCAGUUCAUCACCCUCUUCAAUCAGACGGCACUGGAGACCAUGGUGACCCCAAUGACCCAGAAGUACUUCAGCUACGGGGAGCUGGAGAACAGCAUCAUGUACUGUCUCUGCGGUGUGGAGGUGAUCGCUGGCUUCCUGUUUGUGCGCUGGCUGAGCCGCCGUGUUGCUGAGCGGGUGGUUCUUGCCAUCGGUCUGGCUAUCUGCAUCAUAUCUGGCGUCUGGUGCCUUAUCUUCCUGGCUAAGCCACUAGGUGGUUUCACAUGGCAGCUGACUGAGUUCAUCAUUGGGGUGUUUCUGCAGGUUUUGGGUUUGCCAUUUGUGGCGGUGGCUCAGGUGUCCCUCUUCUCCAAAGUUACAGCUGAGAGAACACAAGGCUUCAGCCAGGGAAUCCGGCGCUCAGUGGGAGGUCUAGCUACCAUCCUGGGCCCACUGUGGGCUGGUGGCCUGGUUGACAACCUGUAUAUCAUGAUGGGGGUGAUGAUGGCACUGCUGACACUGCUAACGGUGAUGUUGGCUUUCUCAUACGACCGGCUGGUUGCACCUGCUGCAGAGGAGCAAGACGAGUCAGACAGCUGUGACUAAUCCACCAGAUGGUCCAUGCAGCAAAAGUGGAAGUGCACAGAGGGAGAUUCCCUGCCCUGCACCCAGCAGUCUCUCCACAGUUUCACUGUCUGCACUGGGUGUGCAGGGUGAUAACGCACACCAACAGCGCACACCUUACACCUCACACCUCCUCAGUGCUUGGAUUUGUCAGAUUUCUAUGCAGAGGCCGAUCGAAGUACUGAUAUGGAGUGUGUUUCCCGUGGAAAUAUAAAAUCCUGUCAACACAGCGUGUGCAAGCUCAGGAUGAACGUUUUGUCCGUUCUUUUGCGUUCCUCACUGACUGCCAUCUAAAAUAGGUUCAUUGCAUAUUCUGCCUGUGAGUCUAAUUGGUCAAGUAACGGACAUGCCAAACGGUUGCGGACUUGGCUGACCUCGGUUUUAGCUUUGUAAAUUAAUACUUUCGGAGUGGCCUCCUCCACUGAAGCAAUGUGUCUAAAAGAACUACAAACACAAAAUAAAUACACUGAUGUGGGUUUUAACUGAAACUGUACCACCCGAGUGUUGGUCAUCCCAUGGUAAUAAAAAUGCCUUUUAAAAAGACAUUUAAAACCCCAGUAUUAAAGUUCUCAGGGAAACGCCAAAUAUAUAUUGUAUAAGAAUAGUUACAUUGAAUCACCAAUGAUUACAUGAAUUCUGCAAAUAUUGCAAUUAAUAAUAUAUAUGGAGCAAAGGCUGGUGAUGGAAUAUGUUUCCCAUGAAAAACUUGUUGUUUGAUGUUGAUGUACUGCACGUUUUUAACAUUAGUGGGCGCUCUUAGCCUUCCUAUCAAAGUAUGUCCUUGGUCUAUGCUCAGCCUCAUGUUUGGUGUGUGAUCUCAGCCAGUCACAUCACUCCUGAAGGUGAAGUGCACUCAUACACAUUUAGGGAAAAAAAAUAGCUUUACCGACUACAUUGUUGUCCAAGAAUAGUCUUUUAGUUGUUUGAGAUGGCAAUUGAUACAAUGUUCACUAGUCAAAGACAGAUUUUCUAAAGGGUUUAAAUUGUGUUUUGUAUAUGAUUAGUAAUUUGUUCAGGUUGCAUCCUCACAAACACCAAAAAUCUGCUUUGAAAUAUAAGACUAUUUAUUUCUUAUUUAUUAUGCAUUUAUUUAUUCAGUCUUGUUGGGGCGCCUACCCUGAACAUUAACUUUUUUGUACUUCAUGUCUCUGUACAGAAAAGAUAAAUUUCCACAACACUUCA
Molecule: messenger RNA, 3069 nt
Organism: Scatophagus argus
Lineage: Eukaryota; Metazoa; Chordata; Actinopteri; Scatophagidae
Gene: mfsd8l1
Product: major facilitator superfamily domain containing 8-like 1
Exons: 12
Coding region: 376-1869 (497 amino acids)
Biological process (GO): transmembrane transport
Molecular function (GO): transmembrane transporter activity
Source: RefSeq, a predicted model, not a curated record